AUGAGCGCUAUGCGAGUGGAUGCCAAGGUGGUGAUGCUGGGCAAGGAGAGUGUGGGCAAAACCAGCCUGGUGGAGCGUUACGUCCACCACCGCUUCUUGGUCGGACCUUAUCAGAAUACUAUCGGAGCCGCUUUUGUGGCCAAACCAAUCCAGGUGGGAGACAAAGUGAUCACUUUGGGAAUAUGGGACACAGCUGGGUCGGAACGCUAUGAAGCCAUGAGCAGAAUUUACUACCGAGGCGCUCGAGCUGCUGUCGUCUGCUACGAUCUGACGGACAGCAGCAGUUUCCAGCGAGCUCGUUUUUGGGUGAAAGAGUUGCAAAAUUGCGAGGAGCACUGUAAGAUUUACCUGUGCGGUACCAAGAGCGACCUGAUCCAAGGAGACCGGAGUCUGCGUCAAAUCGACUACCACGACACUCAGGACUUUGCUGAAGAAAUCGGCGCACAGCAUUUCGAGACAUCUAGUAAAACGGGAAGCAAAGUGGAUGAGCUGUUCCAGAAGGUGGCCGAGGACUACAACAACGCUGUGUUCCAGAAUAUGACAGAAGAGACGGGAGUCAACUUGGACCACAAGAAAGACUCGUACUUUUAUUCUUGCUGCAACAGCAACUGA
This is a messenger RNA of Nerophis lumbriciformis (worm pipefish), 612 nucleotides long. The record is from RefSeq and is a predicted model, not a curated record. NCBI's taxonomy places the organism in Eukaryota, Metazoa, Chordata, Actinopteri, Syngnathiformes, Syngnathidae.